AUGUCUGGUGGAGAGAGAGAGGAGAACCAAUGGAAAUGCGGAAAAGAGAGAGCGGUGGCGAAUUUACAGAGGGUAAGAACAAUUGUGCGGGAUAUAGGAGAGCCUUGUCUUUCUCAAUCACCUAUAAAGGUUGUUAUAACUGUAAGAAGAAUGCUUAAGCCGGAGAAGUGGCAGUCGACUUUUGAUAGUAAUGGAAAGGUUUCACGUUUUCGGAAAGCACUUAAGUUGAUUGUUUUAGGGGGUGUGGAUCCAUCUAUCAGGCCUGAAGUUUGGGAAUUUCUACUUGGUUGCUAUACACUGGGAACCACUUCUGAGUACCGGAGCCAGUUGAGGACGGCACGAAGGGAACGCUACAAAGACCUCAUCGAGCAAUGCCAAAAAAUGCAUUCAAGUAUAGGAACUGGUGCCCUUGCAUUUGUCGUGGGGUCCAAAGUUAUGGAUAUGAGGACAUCAUCCAAGGAUGAUGGCAGGGGGAAGCUAUGCGACUGGAAUAAUGAUUGUACAGAUACAGCAUGCACGUGUGCUGGGGAAAGUUCUAGUGAUUCUGCUGAGCUUGUCAGCGUGAGGGGAAGCUCAGAUAGUGCAGCAUAUGACUCUUCUUGUUUUAUGCCUACUUCUGGUCCACUCAAUAGUGUUUCCCCAAAAAGAGGUGGAGAGGUUCAUGGAUCUGAGUAUGUAGCAGAGAGUUAUUUUGAUUUUCCUCCUUUACCUGUCACUAAUUUGUUUGACAAGAGAGAAGAUAAGAAAGAAAGUGGUGUGCAUGAUGACAAACCAGCUACACAAAGAAAAUUGAGAUUUGAACAUGACAGGAUGCACAGUUUUCAAAUUAAUAAUAAUGUAGAUUUAAUUAUCGAAUCCAGUGGGGAACCAUCUAACCAUGCUUCAUCUCAGAAGCAAUCUGAAAUUGAAUUAGUUCACCAUGACAACCAUGAACCGGAAUUACAGUCCAAUAAUCUGGGUUAUGAGAAAGAAAUAGUGAACAAUUUGAGAAUAGCUGAUGUUCCUGAGACACCAUUGUUAAAUGGAAAUACGUCUAACAGAGGGGCUGCUGGUGAGGACAGAGUGUCUGAAUGGCUUUGGACAUUGCAUCGAAUAGUUGUUGAUGUUGUAAGAACAGACAGUCAUCUUGAAUUCUAUGAGGAUAAGAAAAAUUUAGCUAGGAUGUCUGAUAUCCUUGCUGUCUAUGCAUGGGUUGAUCCAGCGACUGGUUAUUGCCAAGGUAUGAGUGAUCUGCUGUCUCCUUUUGUUGUUCUUUUUGAGGACAAUGCUGAUGCAUUUUGGUGCUUUGAGAUGCUUCUACGGAGAAUGCGUGAAAAUUUUCAGAUAGAAGGGCCAACUGGAGUCAUGAAACAGUUGCAAGCAUUGUGGCACAUAUUGGAACUCACAGACAAGGAAAUGUUUGCACACCUAUCACGUAUCGGUGCUGAAAGCCUCCAUUUUGCAUUCCGGAUGCUGAUGGUUCUCUUUCGCCGAGAGUUAUCUUUUAGUGAGGCUCUUCGGAUGUGGGAGAUGAUGUGGGCUGCUGAUUUUGAUGAAUCCAAUGUGUGUGAUCUAGAGGAGAAUUGUCUGGAUGCACUGGUGCUAAAUCUUCCAAUGGAUUCUGGAGGAGAUAUAAGAGAUGAAAGCAUUGAAAAUAGUGAUGGUAGUUCAAAGGAUGGUUCGCUAUCAAAGCAUGGAAACGUUGAGCACCCAACAUCUGACAACACUGCAAUGAAGUCUGCAUCAACCUAUAACUUUUGUGGUUUCACAAAGAAUUUUUGGUCAAGAAAUGACCGCAUGCAGAUUAACAAUUUAAUUUCAUCAACCAAGAAUGGGGAUGACGAAUUACCUGUUUUCUGUGUCGCGGCUAUUCUCAUCAUGAACCGGCAAAAGAUAAUCAAAGAAACUCGUUCAAUUGAUGAUAUGAUAAAGAUUUUCAAUGAUAGGCUGCUGAAGAUCCGUGUUAAAAGAUGCAUACGCUCAGCAAUCAAACUUCGGAAGAAAUAUUUUUACAAGCUGAUCAAAAGCAAGAACCCUGUAGUCCAGAAUGGUGAAUAA
Messenger RNA from Dovyalis caffra, 2037 nucleotides. The record is from the annotation of a GenBank genome assembly. Lineage: Eukaryota; Viridiplantae; Streptophyta; Magnoliopsida; Malpighiales; Salicaceae.